GAUCACGCGACGGACCACAGAGAUUGCCUUGUCUCUGUACCUGUUACGUACGUGUCGCGUCGGUUGGGCGCGCGACGAACUCAUCGCGCCAGCAGCUACGAGCACAGUGCCGCCGCCGCGUUAAUGCCGCGAAAGCGCUCACGAUAGAUUCUCCAGUCACGACACCGCCUACACCCAUCUCUAUCUAGUUCGCUCGCUCACUCUCGCUAGCUGCGCCGAGCAAGUGCCCCCCUCCUUAGGUUUCCUCGUCAGCAGAAAGGCUCCUGCGCAACAGCGACACUCGCUCGUGAGCCCCAAGGAUGGGUCGGCAGCGGCUCUGCGGCGCCGUUUGCUCAAUGCUGCUCUUGUUGGCGCUGGUGGCGCUCGCUGCUUCGCAGUCGCCGUCCCCGAGGCCGUCGCCGGCUCCGAGGCUGUCGCUGCCUCCGACGGCGCCGGCCGCGAAGCCGUCGUCCCCACCGCCCUCGGCGCCAGCUCCGAGGCUGUCUCGACCUCCAACGGCACCGGCCCCGAAGCCGUCGUCGCCACCGCCUGCGGCGCCAGCUCGGAAACCGUCUCCGUCUCCGAGACCGGCUCCAAUGCUGUCUCCGCCCCGCUCAGCGCCGACGCCAAGACCGUCGCCUCCACCUGGCUCGCAGGCUCCACCCGUGCCCAGGUCGGCUCCAAAACCGUCCCCGUCCGCGGCUCCGACGCCAAGACCGUCACCUACACCGGCUCCACCUGCGCUGCCGCCGGCUCCAAAACCAUCCCCGUCCGUGGCUCCAAAACCUUCCCCGACCCCGGCUCCGAAACCGUCUCCGUCACCGGCUUCGCUGCCACCUGCUCCGCCGCAGCCUCCGUCCAGCUCCACUCCCUCGACAUCGUCCUCAUUGGGCCAGCUCUCGCCCAGCUUCUACGCGCUGUCCUGCCCGGGCGUGGAGCUGGCGGUGAGGGAUGUCGUCAGGUCGGCCUCCACCCUGGACCCCACCAUCCCCGGCAAGCUUCUCAGGCUGGUCUUCCAUGACUGCUUUGUGGAGGGAUGCGAUGCAUCAGUGCUGAUACAAGGUAAUGGCACGGAGAGGACCGAUCCUGCAAAUCUCUCUCUUGGCGGGUUCAAUGUUAUCGAUGCAGCCAAGAGAUUGCUUGAAGUCGUGUGCCCUGCAACUGUUUCUUGCAGUGACAUUAUCGUCCUUGCUGCAAGAGACGCCGUUGUAUUUACCGGAGGACCAUCGGUGACUGUCACCCUGGGAAGACGAGAUGGCCUGGUCUCACAAGCAUCCAACGUCAGAGCAAACAUCAUCGACACAGGCUUCUCCGUCGACGCCAUGGCGGCAAGCUUCGCCGCCAAGGGGCUCACCCUGGACGACCUCGUCACUCUCUCAGGCGGCCACACCAUCGGCUCGGCGCACUGCAACACGUUCGGCGAGCGGUUCCGGGUGGCGAACGGGAGCAUGACGCCCGUGGACGGGUCGAUGAACACCGACUACGCGAACGAGCUGAUCCGGGCGUGCUCGGUGAACGGCACCGUGUCGGCGGGCACGGCGGUGGACUGCGACUCCGGGUCGGCGUCGACGUUCGACAACCGGUACUUCGGCAACCUGCUGGACGGGCGGGGCCUGCUGCGCACGGACGCCGUGCUGAUGCAGAACGCGACCACCAGGGCCAGGGUAGCCGACUUCGCGCAGAGCCAGGACAGCUUCUUCGCUAGCUGGGCCGACUCGUUCGCCAGGCUCACCAGCCUCGGCAUCAAGACCGGCGCCGACGGCGAGAUCCGGAGGUCCUGCUCCAGCGUCAACGGCUGAAGAAGUGUGUGCAUCGAUAGCUGGCGGGAUGUAACAAUACAUGUGUAAGCGAGAGAUGAGAAUGAGAUUCGAUUUGUUGGUUGAUGUAGCUGAUGCAUGUUCUUGAGUUCUUCAUGCCCCGGCGAUGCGUCGGCUAGGUGUUCUUGUGUAGCUGGGCAUCACCGUUUACUGAAAAAAGGAGAGAGGAAAUUAUAAAACUUAUGUUGCU
Phragmites australis (common reed) is the source of this 1986-nucleotide messenger RNA. Its product is annotated as peroxidase 18-like. NCBI's taxonomy places the organism in Eukaryota, Viridiplantae, Streptophyta, Magnoliopsida, Poales, Poaceae. Gene Ontology annotation, molecular function: heme binding; peroxidase activity. The transcript is spliced from 4 exons. The record is from RefSeq and is a predicted model, not a curated record. Bases 300 to 1778 code for a protein of 492 amino acids. Gene Ontology annotation, biological process: response to oxidative stress; hydrogen peroxide catabolic process.